CGGAAAGAAAGACGGUAACGAUGAGAAACGUUUCAUGAGAUUCGGAAAGAAAGACGGGGAAGAUGAAAAACGUUUCAUGAGAUUUGGAAAGAAAGACGAUGAAGAUGAGAAACGUUUCAUGAGAUUUGGAAAGAAAGACGGUGAAGAUGAGAAACGCUUCAUGAGAUUUGGAAAGAAAGACGGUGAAGAUGAAAAACGUUUCAUGAGAUUUGGAAAGAAAGACGGUGAAGAUGAAAAACGUUUCAUGAGAUUUGGAAAGAAAGACGGUGAAGAUGAAAAACGUUUUAUGCGUUUCGGUAAAAGGGAAAAGGAGUUAGAAGAAAACAAGCGAUUCAUGAGGUUUGGAAAGAGAAGUAAUGAACGACGUUUAGAAACCGAACAAUUAAACGAAAUUACUGAUACUGGUGAAUCGCCGGAAAACGAAAAAAGAUUCAUGAGAUUUGGUAAAAGUACAGACAAGUUAUCUGCGCAUGCGCAAAAUCAAUUAUCAGGCUCAAAACGAUUUAUGCGUUUUGGAAAGAAGGACGAUGUUGACACUGCUGAGGUCUCAGAGAAACGUUUCAUGAGAUUUGGUAAACGGGCUGACACGUUGGACAUCAGCUCCCUCGGGACAGAUGGUUCCAAAGAGUAAUUGUCAGACAACAUGGUUGUUUGCAAAGGGUCCCUGUAAUCAGUCAGUCUAAAUAUUACAGGCAUUUAAUUGCAAGUAACGUAUUCUCCAAAUUAUCAAUACAUUUUCGAGUAAUAUAAAAAUAUAAUUUUAGACAAAACAAUAACUGAAAAUGUGAAAGUUUGGUGAAUAUGGGACUCAUAUAGUUAACACCAUGGAGAUGAAGUCAGAAAGAUGGAGUUGUUACAAAAACUGCGAUUGAACAAGGACAUUGAAUGGCAUUCUUCAAACUUUUCUCGGUUUAUACUUCGUCGAUAAGGGUUAGUGAUGUUAUUUGCCAAAAUACCUAUCCAACAUAUCGCUCUUAACUCCAAAUACAUUCGCAUUCGCAUGAUACCGAGAUAAUACCAAAUGCGAUGCAAAUGUUAUAACUGUUACACCAGAGAGUAGAAACAUUAGAAUUAUUCAUUGAAUUAAGGUACAUUAAGUCCAUAAUAUUAGGUUACAUCCAUACUAUAAUUAUUAUAUAAUUAUAUUAUCUAUUAAGGUAUUGCCA
Owenia fusiformis is the source of this 1166-nucleotide messenger RNA. The record is from the annotation of a GenBank genome assembly. Lineage: Eukaryota; Metazoa; Annelida; Polychaeta; Sabellida; Oweniidae.